AUGGGGUCCGAGGCUAUUGCAAGUCAUUAUCAAGUCCUUGAGGAACUUGGCCGUGGUAGCUUUGGAAUAGUAUACAAGGGCAUUGAGAAAGCAACAGGCGAAGUUGUUGCUAUCAAGCACAUUGACCUUGAGUCUACCGAUGAUGAUAUUCAAGAUAUCCAGGCUGAGAUCUCAGUCUUGAGUACCUGUGCUAGUUCCUACGUAACGCAGUACAAAGCUAGCUUCUUGCGGGGAACCAAGCUCUGGAUUGUCAUGGAAUAUCUUGGAGGUGGAUCCUGUCUUGACCUGCUUAAACCUGAGCCAUCAGUCUUUAGUGAGACGCAUAUUGCUAUAAUAUGUCGCGAACUACUUCGCGGUCUAGAGUACCUCCAUACUGAGGGAAAGAUCCACAGAGAUAUCAAGGCUGCCAAUAUCCUCCUCUCAGAGUCGGGUAAGGUUAAGUUAGCCGACUUUGGUGUCGCAGCUCAACUUACAAACAUUAAAUCGCAACGUAAUACAUUUGUCGGCACGCCCUUUUGGAUGGCACCCGAAGUCAUUCAGCAGGCUGGCUAUGACUUUAAAGCUGACAUAUGGUCUUUGGGAAUUACGGCUAUUGAAAUGGCAAACGGAGAGCCGCCCCACGCUAAUCUCCACCCCAUGAAGGCUUUGUUUCAUAUUCCAAAGAACCCACCCCCUAGACUAGAGGGUAAUUUCUCAAAAGACUUCAGAGACUUCGUAUCACAGUGCCUCAUGAAGGACCCGGAUCGCCGGCCGUCAGCGAGGGACCUGCUAAAGCAUCGAUUCGUCAGAUCUUCGGGAAAAGUGGAAGCGUUACAGGAGUUGAUCGAACGACGACGCAAAUAUGAUGCCACAAAAACCAAGAAGAGAAGCAGAGCUUUCUAUCAAGAAACGUUACGAGACUUCUCUCCAAAGGACGAGCAAGAUGAAUGGGUCUUCGAUACAGUCAGGUCUGUUGCUCCUAAACAGCCAACUGUCAAGUCUCGAAAACCAUCCUCAAUCUUCUCUACUGAAGAAGCAUUGCGUAGGAUGGACAUCAAGGAUGCCCCAUUGCAACCUUCGUCACCAGCUCCAACCCCGGUCACGAUGCGUAAGGCUACAACGCGAAGACGAUCCUCUCUGGCACAGAUUUCUAAUUCUGGAUCUGUACGUGGUCCACCAGCCCCUGCAAUUAGACGUCCUCUCCAGCCAGAUAUGUCGUUCGGUAACUCGGGAUCGUCACAACGUCUUUUCAGAAGAGUGCCUUCCGACAGUUCCACAUCUGGCCAGGUGGCUUCUUCAGACUCGAUCCACAUACUCUCGGAUGAGAAUAAGCACCCUGGCGCUGUUGAAGCAACCAGCAAGGAAGCUGUGCUCGGACGGCGCCUAUUCUCUAAGGCUGUCGAGCCUACACUUGCAGAGCUGCAUGCCCAGACAUCGAGUAUGGCUAAGCGGGAGGCACUAGGUAAGCUAUCUGACGCUCUUGCACUAUUAGACUCGGUUGAUCCAGAAGGCGCCUACCAUCUUUUGCGCAAUUUGAACUCUGCUAUUUCGCAAGAUGCCAAGUUAUCCAAUGCAUUCUUGCAGCAGAAUUCAGGGGUUUCCAUGAAGGGAUCCGAUCCCACAACACCACAGGGUACGGGUACGGUGGUUAUUAAGAGUCAAACACCAACCAGCCAAAACCAAAGUCCAACAAAGCUUGUCCUGGCGGCUAGCAACCCUCAUCUGAAGAGUCACAAAAGACGACAGGGGAGUUUGACAGUGAAUGGUGUUGGUAGUCCUGAGAAGAGGGAGAGAGACCCAGAGAAGGUCGCACUACAGGCAAAGUAUCCUGGCCGCGAUGCUCAGCCAGGUAUGGAGCACUGUAAGCAACUCUCUGAUGUCUUGUACGGUCGAUGGGUAGAUGGAUUGCGCUUGCGUUGGCCGGGUAUCUAG
Molecule: messenger RNA, 1911 nt
Organism: Daldinia childiae
Lineage: Eukaryota; Fungi; Ascomycota; Sordariomycetes; Xylariales; Hypoxylaceae
Product: Serine/threonine-protein kinase svkA
Exons: 4
Coding region: 1-1911 (636 amino acids)
Biological process (GO): protein phosphorylation
Molecular function (GO): protein kinase activity; ATP binding
Source: RefSeq, a predicted model, not a curated record